Messenger RNA from Guillardia theta CCMP2712, 819 nucleotides. RefSeq lists its product as hypothetical. The record is from RefSeq and is a predicted model, not a curated record. The annotation marks the transcript as partial. Gene Ontology annotation, biological process: protein phosphorylation. Gene Ontology annotation, molecular function: ATP binding; protein kinase activity. The transcript has 3 exons. Lineage: Eukaryota; Cryptophyceae; Pyrenomonadales; Geminigeraceae.
AUGACACACUCGGAUGCCUUCUGGACGAUCAGGAAGGACGAGCUCGUCUUCGACAGCCCUCCUCUUGUGCUCGGCAAGGGGAGCUACGGCGUUGUCAUCCGAGCCUCUUUCCGCGGCUCUUACGUGGCGGUGAAACGAGUGCUCCCUUCCAGGAUGUACAACAACUUCAUCAAAGAGAUGAGGGUCAUCUCGCGCCUGCGACACCCUUGCAUCACGACGGUGAUCGGAGCGGUGAAGGACAAGAAGGAGCCGUUGCUGGUGAUGGAGCUCAUGGAGAACGGGUCCCUGUACGAGCUCUUGAGGAACGAGACGGUCGAGCUCCAGGGAGACCUCAUCCUCCCCAUGCUCUGCGACGUGACACAAGGGAUACACUUCCUCCACGCUGCGAACCCUCCCAUCAUACACGGGGACAUCAAGUCUCACAACGUGCUGGUCGACUCUCGCUUCCGAGCCAAGAUCGCGGACUUCGGGUUGAGCACCAAGAAAUCGGGUCCAUGCGGCACACCCUUGUGGAUGGCCCCGGAGCUGCUGCGAGGAGGCAGCAACUCCCUCGCCAGCGACGUGUACGCGCUCGGCAUCCUCCUGGCGGAGGUUUACAGCAGGCAGGACCCGUUCCUCAACGAGGACGUCAGGCAGGUGCUGCGGCAAGUGGCGGAUCUGGAGAGAGAGGAGGAGAAGAGGCCGGAGAUACCUGCCGACUGCCCGUCACAGAUGGCGGUGCUGAUGAGGAACUGCUGGAACAAGAUCCCCGAGAGCCGGCCCUCCAUCAGCGAGAUCGAUCGACGACUGCAGGCCAUGGACUCCAAAGCCGCAGACCUC